Molecule: messenger RNA, 1215 nt
Organism: Trachymyrmex cornetzi
Lineage: Eukaryota; Metazoa; Arthropoda; Insecta; Hymenoptera; Formicidae
Exons: 3
Coding region: 203-1171 (322 amino acids)
Molecular function (GO): sequence-specific DNA binding
Source: RefSeq, a predicted model, not a curated record
UUGACAGACUACUCACGAGCGGUUACAAACAUCUGUAUGAAAGAAUGCCUUGAAAUAUACUUGUUAUUCAUUUUCAUGUUAAAUUCUGUGUCAUUGCCGUCUGUCUCUCUUGUUCUCCGAUAUAUUCCUCGUCAGUAGCGAAUCACCCUUGUUGUCGUCAUGAAUUGCAAUUGCGCAUAUCAGGAUUUAUGCACAUUACAAAAUGCCUGCCAGGUGUAGUGCUCCCAGGUGCACCAAUUCCAAUAAAGAAAGAUAUGGUUGUAUAAACUUUGCUCGAGAUCCAAAAUUGAGACAAAAAUGGAUUAAUGCUGUUGGAAUUUCUGAUUGGAAACCUCCAAAAUCAGCUGUACUGUGUGAGGUUCAUUUCGAUCCAUCAGAAUUAUUCCGCAUUGGUACCAAAAAAAUUAUAAGAAAAGGUACCAUACCAAGUUUCUUUUGCAAAUGUGUAGAACUUAUGAAAGAGAAAUCUCUUGCAGGAAUUCAACCAGAACAGCGAUGUAAUAAAUCAACUAAAUUUCUUCCUUACAAAAAGGCAGAAUUAAGAAGUGAUCAUUCGUAUACUGCUACAGAAAAUUCUGAGAAGCAAGAAAAUAACAAUUGCAAAAGAGAGCAAUAUUCAAAUGAAUUACAAGAACAUAAUUAUUGUUUACCUUUCAAAAAAGGAAAAUCUAUUAUGUUUGGGCAACGUAUGAAGAAGUACAUCCAUACUGCACAUUGUGUUGUAAUGAAAGAACCCAUUGAUAUAAAUACAUUGGAGACAUUCUUUGAAGAGGAAAAUUACAGAUCAAAUUCUAAUCUAGACAUACAUAUAUCAUCAGAAUGUACUGCAAACCAAAUAUUGUCUACGGAGAAUUUACCUAGUCCAGAAGAACAUGAAAUACUAAAAGAAAAAUUAAAAAUGGUUGAAAAAGAAAGAGAUAUCCUAAAAAAUAAAGUUAAUGACUUAGAAAAAAAUAUCGAGGAAAAUACUGAAAUAAUUAAUACAAUUCUUAAUAAAGAUCAACAAAGAGCAAUUGUAUACGAUACUACAAAAGGUUUCAAGUGGUCAGAUGAAACAAUUGAAAAAGGAUUGGGCUUACAUUUUGUAUGUGGAUUGCAUGAUUAUAAUCAGAUAAUUAAACUUGUUGCUCCAUUUCCUUCAUUGAAAACUUUAAGAAAUAAAAUACAGUAAAAUUUGAACGGGGUGAUCCCGAUUGAUCACGGCUCGAUUGGACA